This is a messenger RNA of Plodia interpunctella (Indianmeal moth), 2198 nucleotides long. RefSeq lists its product as uncharacterized. The coding region runs from base 237 to 1157 and encodes 306 amino acids. Lineage: Eukaryota; Metazoa; Arthropoda; Insecta; Lepidoptera; Pyralidae. The record is from RefSeq and is a predicted model, not a curated record. Gene Ontology annotation, molecular function: phosphatase activity. The transcript is spliced from 7 exons.
GGCGGCGAGGCUAGCGACACGUGUCGUUUCUUGAUUUAUCAAUGAUGGUGGCAGAAGUAUAAUGAAUCACUAAACAGACUAAAGUAAGGGCGGGAGUAAACAUUAUGAAUGACAAGAUCUGUUUGCAACGAACAGCGAUAGUACAUACCUACCAACCUAUAUAAAAUGAAAAGAAAAUUCGUAACUAUAAUGCAAUAACCAAAAGAGGUACGCAAAAUUUAAACAAACCUUCCAAAAUGUUCAAGUCAUCGGUUUAUAAUCUACAAGAAGCAUCUAAAGAUCAGGUUCAACAGUUUUUGAAUUCUUUUGAUACUGUUUUAAGUGAUUGUGACGGUGUUCUGUGGUUAGAAAAUAAUGCUAUUCCAGGAUCUGCUGACGCGAUGAACUACUUCCGUAAACUAGGGAAGAAAAUAUUUUAUGUGACUAAUAAUUCAACCAAAAUCCGCAGUGAUUUUGCUGCAAAAGCUCAGCAGUUGGGAUUUGAAGCAUCACAGGAUGAAAUCCUUUCUACAGCUUAUCUCGCAGCCCACUAUUUAAAAGGUAUAGGUUUCAACAAGAAGGUGUAUUUACUAGGCUCAAAUGGCAUUGCUGAAGAGCUGAAAUCUGUUGGGAUCAGGCACAUUGGUGUUGGGCCAGACCCUGUGCAACCAGAUUUCAAGGCAAUGGUGCCCUCAGAUUUGGAUCCAGAAGUGGGAGCCGUCAUUGUAGGUUUUGAUGAACAUGUGAGCUACCCUAAGCUUAUGAAAGCAGCUUCCUACCUCGCUUCUGAAGAGUGCCUGUUCAUAGCAACAAAUACGGAUGAACGAUUUCCAAGAGCAGGCUCAGGAUAUGGUAUUGUUGUCCCGGGCACGGGCACUUUGGUGAGAGCCGUCGAGACAUGCUCAGAGAGGAAAGCACUUGUUCUAGGCAAGCCUCAUGAUUACGUAAGGAGGUUCAUUGAAUCGUCUGGGUUGGAUCCAGCGAGAACUCUAAUGAUAGGCGACAGAUGUAAUACAGACAUAGAGUUCGGGGUUCGUUGCGGUUUUCAAACUCUUUUGGUAUUAACUGGCGUGACAUCCAACAAGGAUCUGGAGAAGAUACGUAACGAAAAGAAGCCUCCUCUACCAGAUGUAGUCUUGCCAAAAUUAGGAGAUAUACUGUCUCUUAUACCAUCAUAGUACGAUUUUACUUGCGUAGGCAACUAGUACUCUAAAAUAGCCCAAUCAAUAGUCAAUUUUACUUCAAUUGUGAUAAUAUACAAAAUGUAUUAUUUUUAUUAACAUGUGUUCCGUUAUUUAUAUUUAAUAAGUGUUACAUUUUUAUAGCAGAUGUAUGACUCUGAAUUUAUUUAUUUUAGGAACUGCUUUUACUAUUUAUCGUGUUCAUCUCAAACUUGCUUGCCACAUUAUUUCAUGACGUUUGAUAGUAAAAAAAGAUUUGUAUAAUGUCUUGGAAUUUCUGAUACGAUAAUAUUCUCAUGGUUACUUGUAAGUUCUAUUGAAUUUGCAAGAGAUAUUUAUACAGGGUCUAUAUCAUUUUCAUUUGCCUGUUCGAACCGAAGAUGUUGUUACUCUGCGGUACAACCACUAAACUUCAGCUAAUCGCGAUAUGAUCUUAUCUUCGGUCUACGUUUCAGAUGUCGUGUUUCGGUCUACGUUGAGAUUGGGACCUUGCAUGGGCUUUGCGUAUUACCAAAGUUGAACGCAGAAAACGACGCAAAUUUUCAUGCGAUAGUGCGGCCUUGAAAAAUCUGUUCUUGGAAGUUUCCUCUUUUGAAAAUUCCCUCAAAUUUCUCACAGAAAUUCUCACCUAAAAUUUACGGGAACGGUCUAAAUAAAAUUCUUAGGAUCAUGACUGUUUCCGUGUAUUGUCAAAAUUUUCGAAAACGGCACAUCGGUGAUUGCAGAAGUAUCAAUUUUAAUGUGUUUUCUAAUUUUGGUGUUAAUUUUUUAGGAAAAAAAAACGUUCAUUAUUUCAGCCAAAACAGGCCAUACCCAGUCCACAGUUGUCUUAGUUCCUAUGACAUUAUUGUGUAACCCUAAAUUCCAUAUUAUGAGCCUCAUACGUAAAAUGUUUAACAUCAAAAUUAUUUCUAAAUUGCGUAACUCAUUUUUUUACCUUUUUAGUUAUACAGCAUAAUAAAAUGUGUUUAUUUGUUAUAUAUUUAAAUUAAAAAUAUUAUGAUUACCUCGAAGAAUAAAACAGUAUGUAGAAUGACA